AUGUGCUUGAGGGGAAUAAUGGUUGAUCAUCAGCUCUUCUGUCCCACUGAGCAGGUGCAGCAGCCGGAGGAUGGGGAUGCGGAAUAUGCUGCUGUUUUGUUCGAGGUUCAAGAUGCUACCAUUCGCAAAGAGAACAGCGAAAGACACCUUGUUUUCAAAGGCAACAAGCUUACUGGGGGGUUGAGUCAGGUUUAUUUCAACGGAAAUGCGAUUUACAUGGAGGAGGACGAUGCGUACAUCUUUCUGUCGACUGUGAUUAAUGAGGCGGAAGUUAAGGAAGUUGUUGUGUUCCGCUCUGAGGAUGGUUUUCUCUACAAUGCGAUUUCAGUCAUCCCGAGCCUGCAGGAGGCUCAGCAGCAUUACAUGAUUUAUGAAGGCGAUCGCAUGCUCUCUGUAGUGUCGUCCUUCAAUGGAUCGUACUACACAGGUGUGUCAUCUGGCUAUGGAGGCAGGCACUGGUCGGCCGUGAAGAUGCUCAACAUAUCUACACCACCAACAUCUGUCACGUUUUCCUCGGGAGUACAGCUCCAGUACGCGUGCUCGAACGAAACAGCUGAGAGAGCCAAGUGGUACGUUGUCGACGACAGGGGCCGACACGCUAUUGAAAAAGAGGCACCAGAGCUACCCGCUGUCAGUAGAGCCACAUCCCGUUCUCCCUUUCUUGCGUUUUCCUUGAAAGCGUCUGACAGCGACAAAAAGAGAUUACUCGUUCUGCAGACCGAGCCCAUAGACGACAGACAGACCAACGUUCGCGCCUCCCUAUUUUCUGUGGACGACUCCGCCGAGGAAAAAGAGAAGGCGGAGAGGAUAGAAAAGUGGAAGAAGGAGCAGCAGAGAAUAGAAGCAGCCCGUUUCAAGGCGAGGCUGGAGAGACUGGAGCGGGAGAAAGCGCUGCGGCGCGAACGGAGGCGCAAGGAGGCGGAGCGUAAGGCACGGUUUAUAACCCUCGACGAACCAAAUGUGCGGGCAGCCAAGGAGUUUUUCGAGAAAGAUGGGGAGAUGAUACUUGUGCGCCGCGUGAACAAAGAUUCUGUUGCCUUUGAGAAGGAGGUUUUCUUUUCUGACCUCUAG
This is a messenger RNA of Leishmania mexicana MHOM/GT/2001/U1103, 1071 nucleotides long. RefSeq lists its product as hypothetical. The record is from RefSeq and is a predicted model, not a curated record. The coding region runs from base 1 to 1071 and encodes 356 amino acids. The transcript has a single exon. Lineage: Eukaryota; Euglenozoa; Kinetoplastea; Trypanosomatida; Trypanosomatidae.